Molecule: messenger RNA, 1795 nt
Organism: Ananas comosus (pineapple)
Lineage: Eukaryota; Viridiplantae; Streptophyta; Magnoliopsida; Poales; Bromeliaceae
Product: notchless protein homolog
Exons: 13
Coding region: 187-1644 (485 amino acids)
Biological process (GO): ribosomal large subunit assembly
Cellular component (GO): nucleolus
Molecular function (GO): protein binding
Source: RefSeq, a predicted model, not a curated record
CGAACACGCAAAACACGAAGUUGGUUUGGGAACAGGGAGCUCGAUCGCCGUCCCUACCACCACGCCGUCGCCCUAUAUAUCUUACUCCAUAAACCCUAAUCCCCGUCUCCUCAUAAACCCUAAUUCCUGUAUCCUCGGUCGCUUCCAUCGUCGUUACGGUAGUUUAGUCGUUCGACGCAGAUACAGAUGCAGAUGCAGGUGCAGGCGAUGGAAGAAGAAGAGAGAGAGAUGAGGAGCAGCAGCAACAACAGCGUGAUUUGCCUCCUUUCUAAUCCCGAAGGAGAACCUCUCGGUGCUCCGCUUUAUCUCCCACAAAACUCGGGGCCUCCGCAGCUCCAGGAGAUUGUUAACAAGCUUCUUAACAAUGAUGAGAAGCUACCUUAUGCAUUUUACAUAUCAGAUCAGGAGCUUGUUGUUGAGCUUGGAUCUUACUUACAGAAAAAUAAAGUUUCUGUGGAGAAGGUUUUGAGCAUAGUUUACCAACCUCAAGCAAUUUUCCGAAUCCGUCCAGUUAAUAGGUGCUCUGCUACUAUUGCCGGCCAUACGGAAGCUGUGCUUUCUGUUUCCUUCAGUCCUGACGGACGAAACUUGGCCAGUGGUUCUGGUGACACCACAGUAAGAUUGUGGGAUCUUAAUACACAAACACCAUUAUUUACAUGCACAGGGCAUAAAAAUUGGGUCCUUUCCAUUGCAUGGUCACCUGAUGGAAAGCAUCUUGUUAGUGGUAGCAAGGCGGGAGAACUUAUAUUAUGGGAUCCACAAUCUGGGAAACAAUCAGGAGGUCCACUUACGGGCCAUAAGAAGUGGAUCACAGGUAUUUCAUGGGAACCUAUACACUUGCAAGCUCCCUGUCGUCGUUUUGUUAGUUCCAGUAAGGAUGGCGAUGCACGUAUUUGGGAUAUUUCUUUGAGGAAGUGCAUUAUUAGUCUUACCGGCCAUACACUGGCAGUGACCUGCGUAAAGUGGGGGGGCGAUGGUAAUAUUUACACGGGUUCUCAGGAUUGUACGAUCAAAGUAUGGGAAACUACUCAAGGAAAGCUUAUCCGUGAAUUGAAGGGGCAUGGUCACUGGGUUAAUUCCUUAGCUUUGAGCACUGAAUAUGUUCUUAGAACUGGACCUUAUGACCAUACAGGGAAAACAUAUUCAACCCCUGAAGAAAUGAAGGAGGCAGCACGUACAAGAUAUGACAAAAUGAGAGGAAAUGCUCCUGAGAGAUUAGUUUCAGGUUCGGAUGAUUUCACGAUGUUUUUAUGGGAACCUUCCGUUAGCAAGCAGCCAAAAGCCCGCUUGACUGGUCACCAACAGCUUGUAAACCAUGUAUAUUUUUCUCCGGAUGGGCAAUGGUUAGCAAGUGCCUCUUUCGACAAAUCUGUCAAGUUGUGGAAUGGCGUUACGGGUAAAUUUAUUGCUUCUUUUAGAGGACAUGUUGGACCAGUAUACCAGAUCAGUUGGUCCGCCGAUAGUAGGCUUCUGCUUAGUGGAAGCAAGGAUUCUACUUUAAAGGUUUGGGAUAUUCGGACACACAAGUUGAAACAAGACCUUCCAGGACACGCCGAUGAGGUUUUCGCUGUCGAUUGGAGCCCUGAUGGUGAGAAGGUCGCAUCGGGUGGCAAAGAUAGAGUCCUCAAGUUAUGGAUGAGUUAAGCCCAACUCUUCUGAAUUAUUUGGUAGGGGCACAUUUUUGUGAGAUCAUAUUACAAAUGCUAAAUCUGCGGGAGUCGAUGUAUAGUUUUAUGUAUCAGUUGGCUGACCUUUUUUCACAUAAUAGAGAUAUAUGAGAUGCAAUUCUUUUGAA